AUGCUUUCAGUGAAACACAGUCAACUAUCCGUGUCAUCAACUGAGGAGGAGAUCUCAAGCGUCACCACAACAAGUGAUGAUGAAGAUCAAGUUCAAAAGCUCGAUCAGCAGCGAAGCUUUGACGAACAACCUGCAAUUGAGUCUGUAUCUGUAGAAACUUGCUCGAACAUUAGUGAAAAUCCACCAAAUCAGCAAGACAUUAACACCGACAAUACUGCAGAAACGCCAAGAUUCCACAAAGUCAGAGGAUGUAUUCUUCUAGCUUCAGCCCUAAUCAUUGUGAUGGUAGGAAUUCUCGCCGUGACCUCACUUCUACCUCCUCCUGAGCAGCCUGGCUCUGGCAACACAACUCUCAGGUUGAUUUCCCGUGCAGAAUGGAGGGCUAAACCACCGAAGAUGCAAUUGAAAGACUUACAACUGCCAGCAAAGCGGAUUAUUAUCGCACACACGGACACACCUGAAUGUGAAACUAUGGAAAUCUGUUCGGCUUCUGUGCGCUCAAUCCAAGAGUAUCACAUGGAAGAUCGCGACUUUGGUGACAUUGGCUACAACUUCCUGGUUGGCGGCGAUGGAUCGGCUUACGAGGGCCGCGGCUGGAGCAAGAUCGGCGCCCACACGAAGGGUCACAACGAGGGCAGCAUCUGCAUUGCCUUCAUUGGGAACUUCCAGAAGAAGAGUCCACCAGAAGAUCAGCUGUUGGCGGCCGAGGAGCUGAUCGCGUGGGGAUUAGAAGAGGGCAAGCUGAGCAAGGAUUACAGGCUGUUCGGGCACUUGCAGCUCAUCGCGACUGAGAGUCCGGGAGCCGCACUGUAUCGCAUAAUUACAGCGUGGCCUCAUUGGUCGUCAGGCGAAUAAAAUGUGUGGCAAAAAGUCGGCCAAU
Molecule: messenger RNA, 880 nt
Organism: Phlebotomus argentipes
Lineage: Eukaryota; Metazoa; Arthropoda; Insecta; Diptera; Psychodidae
Product: peptidoglycan-recognition protein SD-like
Exons: 3
Coding region: 1-855 (284 amino acids)
Biological process (GO): peptidoglycan catabolic process
Molecular function (GO): N-acetylmuramoyl-L-alanine amidase activity; zinc ion binding
Source: RefSeq, a predicted model, not a curated record